Didymosphaeria variabile is the source of this 906-nucleotide messenger RNA. RefSeq lists its product as uncharacterized. Lineage: Eukaryota; Fungi; Ascomycota; Dothideomycetes; Pleosporales; Didymosphaeriaceae. Bases 1 to 906 code for a protein of 301 amino acids. The record is from RefSeq and is a predicted model, not a curated record. The transcript is spliced from 3 exons.
AUGGCGCAAGAGUUGCAGAAACUGAAGAACGACAUCUGGUACGCCAAACAGGCUCUGGAGAAGCAGGAAGCAACCCACGCUGAGUGGUCCGCCCAGUAUGAACAGGUCCAGAAGAUCCUCGAGGCCGACCCCAACAACGAAGAUGUCGCUGCCAUGGUCGCAGAAAUCCGAGAGGCUAUGGAGCAAGAAGAAGUCAAAUUGGCGCCCCUUCGCGAGCAAUUGAAGGCGCUUGAGGCCCAGCUCCCCGAGGGCAACGCCGCCCCAGAGCGCAAGUACGAUCCCGAGCAGCAUCCGGUCCUCAAGAAGACGUUGGAGAAAGCCGAGCCAGCUAAGGCUGUGGUGUACAAUACUGGUGAUGUUAUCGAGGCACGAUUCUUCGACGGUCUCUGGUACAAAGCUAAGAUCAUGACCAUCCUUGGAUCCUCCUCCGCACCGAAGUACAAAAUCAACUAUGUCGAGUACAACGAAGAUGCGACCGUCGAUCGCGAUGCUAUACGCCCGGUUCAGAACAAGCGCAAGAGGGAUACAGAGCCUGCGCCCGCUCCAACCCCUGCUGCUACCGCUGCUUCUCCUGUCACCUCUACCCCGCAUGUGAUUUCCGGGCCCGCGAGCGUCAACCCGAAAGCGCAGAAUGCAAAGCAAGACCCAUUGGGCGAGAACGCUGAACCCAAGAAGCGCAAAAUACCCAAUAAGAAGCAGUUGGAGCAGAAGGUGAACAACUGGAAGAAUUGGAACAGCAAGGGUGUCGGCAAGAAGAUUUCGCAGAAGGACUCCAUGUUCCGCACUGGAACGAAUGUCAACAGCAGGGUCGGCUUCACGGGAUCCGGCGGCGGGAUGACCGAGACUUCCAAGCGUGUCCGAUACGACAAUAAAGCAGCAUACGAUGCGGACAAAGAGCAGGACUAG